AUGGGCUUAUGGGCUGUUAGUCUGUUCACCCUUGGGUGGAUUGCUCUCAUAUUGGACUACAGUCGCAUGCUGUAUUUGAGAUGGCGAAUGCCGCCUGGACCACUACCAUGGCCAAUCAUUGGCAAUACAUUCAGCUUACCGGAGGAAAAGCCUUGGUUUCUUAUCGAGCAGCUAUCCAAGGACUACAACUCUCCGCUUAUCACGUUCUGGAUUGGGCGGAGGCCCACGAUUUGGAUCAACGACGCGUGGGCUGCCGACGAAGUCCUCGUAAAGCGAGCCAAUAUCUACAACUCUCGGCCGCGAAUGCUGAUGUUCGCCGAGUUGAUGGGUGGUCAAAAUAAUCUACUGCAUAAAUACACAUACACGAGAGAGCAGCGCGAGCGGUUCCGUGACCUCCGGAAGCUUACACACCAGGGCGUUGGGAUUCAGCGGGUACAAAAUUAUCGCAGCCUCCAAGAUGAUGAGAACAAGGUAGUGGUGAAGGAUUUGCUCACCACACCGGACAAAUUCGUGUCACACUUCGAGAGAUACGCUACAAGCGUUGUGUCAAUUAUCGGCUUCGGACGUCGGAUCGCGGACUGCCAAGAUCCGUUAAUUACUGAAGUGAUUGCUCAGAUGCAAAACUCUGCUCAGAUGGCAGUCGUCGCCAAAGACUUCCCACGCUUGAUGGAGACUUUCCCAUGGCUUGCAAAAUUCCCCGACUGUAUUGCUCCUUGGAAGCGUGGUACACGGCGUUCCGCCAAACCCAAGUUCGGCCGCCAUGACUUCUUCUUUGCUUUAGCAGAAGAGGCAAACCAGAGUUCAGGCGAGAACUACGCGAAGUAUUUGUUUCGUGAAGCACCUCAGUACAAUCUUCAUCCACUCGAAAUCUCCAAUCUCGCCGCCAACCUGCUCGGUGCCGGAGCAGACACAUCGAGUAGCACACUUGUUACGGCUGUACUAGCUAUGCGCGCAUUUCCUGAGACCCUCGAUCAUGCGUGGGAUGAACUCGAUCGUGUCGUGGGUCGAGCACGAAGUCCAACCUUAGAUGACGACCUCCCAUACCUCCGCGCUUUCACCAAGGAAGUCUUCCGCUGGCGGUCUGUUGCAAUCAUCGGAGGUACUGCCCACGCCCCUGUCCAAGAUGACUAUUGGAACGGCUAUUAUAUUCCGAAGGGAACCUGGAUGCAAGGUAAUGUCUGGGCGAUACAUCACAAUGAGCGCGAUUUCCCAGAUCCUGACCGCUUCAAUCCACGAAGAUUCUUGGACACGGACGAUAAGAGACCAUUCCCUGGGGAGAAAGGAUAUAUGACUUUUGGAUGGGGAAGAAGAAGUUGUGCAGGCCAAGCAUUAGCGGAGCAGGGAACAAAUCUUAGUGUCGCACGAUUGGUGUGGGCAUACAAGGUGGAACCAGAAGUGGACGAGCAUACGGGGGAAGAAGUGCCUGUUGACAUCUUCAACUACUCGAGUGGGUCCAACUGGAAACCCCAGCCGUUCCGAGUCAAGUUUACACCGAGACACGAAGAGAUCAAGCAAACCAUCCUUCGGGAGGGCAAGCAAGCACUGAACGACUUGGCCAAGUAUGAACGCGAGACUAAGUACACCUUCAGCACCUUUUAUCAGUAG
Messenger RNA from Alternaria alternata, 1605 nucleotides. Its product is annotated as cytochrome P450. The record is from RefSeq and is a predicted model, not a curated record. The transcript is spliced from 6 exons. Bases 1 to 1605 code for a protein of 534 amino acids. Gene Ontology annotation, molecular function: iron ion binding; monooxygenase activity; oxidoreductase activity, acting on paired donors, with incorporation or reduction of molecular oxygen. NCBI's taxonomy places the organism in Eukaryota, Fungi, Ascomycota, Dothideomycetes, Pleosporales, Pleosporaceae.